AAAUCGUUGUUUGCCAACUGCCAAUAAAACCUCAGAGAGGAAGAAGAAGAAGACGUCCCUUAUCCGGUCAGACACACAAGGUCGUCACAGCAGCAAUAGCUAAUUGCUACAAUGAUGUCCUUAGCUACCCGAUCAGGGCCCUUUUCUCCUUAUAUGCAGGCCACUGCUUUUGCUGUCGCUGGCCCCUUAAAAGCUCUGGUUCCUGGGAUUGUUUUGAAGGGAGAGAAGAUCUUGUUGAACCCGAAAGUAAAGUUCCUGUGCCGCGAGUCGCUGAACGGCCAAAGCCCAAAGACGGGCCCUGCGGUGAUGGUUAGCAUCAACGGCUGUGCAGGAGUCAGGUUUGCCCACACAGAUGUAAGGAUACCUGACUUCUCAGACUACAGGCGUUCAGAGGUGCUCGACCCCAACAGGUCAUCCCAGGAGAGUGGUGAAUCAAGGAGAGUUUUCUCCUACCUGGUCACUGGGGCCUCAACAGUGGUGGGUGUCUAUGCCGCCAAGACGGUGGUGUCUCAGUUUGUUUCUUCCAUGAGUGCCUCUGCUGAUGUCCUGGCCUUAUCCAAGAUCGAAAUCAAAUUGAGUGACAUCCCAGAAGGCAAGAACAUGACCUUCAAGUGGAGAGGCAAGCCGCUUUUUGUCCGUCACCGCACAGAGAAGGAGGUUGCCACAGAAGCUGCUGUGAACAUCGCUGAGCUGCGAGACCCUCAGUACGACAAGGACCGUGUCAUCAACCCCAGCUGGGUUAUCGUCCUUGGGGUGUGCACACAUCUGGGCUGCGUGCCAAUUGCCAAUGCUGGGGACUAUGGAGGUUACUACUGCCCCUGUCAUGGCUCGCACUACGAUGCUUCAGGCCGAAUAAGAAAGGGUCCCGCACCCCUCAACUUGGAGGUCCCCUACUAUGAGUUCCCAGAUGAUGACACGGUGGUUGUGGGAUAGAUGGCUGUGUCAGACUGAGAUCACUUAGUACAACAGCUUUUGCUCUGGCUGCAAAACAUCUAAUAUUUAUGUGAUAAAGCAAAUGUUGAGGUGUAUUUGUACUCUGUUUGUCUUACUGCUUCUUAGAGGAUUACACUGAUGACCCAAAACAUAAUGACCGACAUGGGCUCUCUUACUAGGCUGCAGUUUGUUGUGAAUUUUUUCUCCCAUAACUAACAGUUUGUGAACGGGAGCACUCUACCUGUCUCAUUGCUUCUGAGAUUUUCCAACCUACUCAUUUGCCUUUCUCUACUGCAUCCAGCAAAUAGACUGUGAGAACUGUUAAUCUGACAUUCAUCAUUUUCCAGAUGUUGACUCUUGGCAAUUUACAAGAUAAUCUAUGUCACCUGUUAACAGUCUUAAUGUUGUGGCUCAUCAGUGUAUAACUAUGUCCCAAUCUUUCCAAACAUAACAAAGUCUACCAGUGUUGACAGUCCUGAUGUAUUUAAUGUCUUGCAACAUCUUCAGGUAAUGAAAGGAGCAGUAGCUCACCCCUUAGCCUCGGUUUUUUAAUCCAUUAAUACCAACUGUCGAUAAUGGCGUCAGAGUAAAGUAUGUAAUUACUACAAGUAAUUCCAGGCAGAUACUAUCCCCUGCUAUCCCGAACAUGACAAAUGUUAAAAAGAACUGUAUAUUAUAAUAAAAAGGAAAUAGCCCAUCAAAGUAGCAAGGAACAAAUAUUGAAUUCAGGUGUUAUGGCAAUAAAUAUUUAUGUUUUAUUUGACAGCCUG
Molecule: messenger RNA, 1703 nt
Organism: Paralichthys olivaceus (Japanese flounder)
Lineage: Eukaryota; Metazoa; Chordata; Actinopteri; Pleuronectiformes; Paralichthyidae
Gene: uqcrfs1
Product: ubiquinol-cytochrome c reductase, Rieske iron-sulfur polypeptide 1
Biological process (GO): mitochondrial electron transport, ubiquinol to cytochrome c
Cellular component (GO): membrane
Molecular function (GO): 2 iron, 2 sulfur cluster binding; quinol-cytochrome-c reductase activity
Source: RefSeq, a predicted model, not a curated record